UUGUUAACUCCAUAGCUUUCCCUGCCCUGAAUUUCAUGCAAAUUUGAUAUUCCUAUGACUAAUUUGUUGUGAUUACUCAUCCCUAGUGAGCUCACCAACUAAUCAUCGAUUACUAAGAAUCUGUCUGAUUCAUUUCUUAAUUUUUUUUAACGUUUACUUUGUGAGAUGUGAUUGCCAACGACUUGUGUAAAUGGUGUUAUAAUAAUACAAGAUUCUAAAUUGGUCUGCAUCAAAGUUUUCCCAUGUACCAUACACAAAGAACAUCAGGGCUUCCUCUUUUGCUAUUCUUGUUCCUCAAGGCAAAGUUUCGCUUUUGCCUGCUAGAGUUAUCAUGAGUUAUUAUUGGGAUUGUGUGUCCCUAAUCUUUCACAUCUUUUCUUUUAUGAGGGAAUUUAUUGCGAAGGAAGGGUAGGUAGGGAGCCUUGAUAUGAACCUAGUAUUAGUCCAGUACGAGUUACUUAAAAGACAACUAAACUCUGUUUUGACAGCUGCAAUCCCUAUGAGCUAUAAGUGGGGAAUAUCAUUUAUUAAGGUGAUUGUUGAAUAGCAAUACUCUUGGUACUUUUCUCCUUUUUCCCCUAUUUGAUAUCAUGUAUUUGGGAGAUCUUGUUUCUGCUGAGGAUGUGGAAGCUAACCCCAAGAAGAUAACAAUAGUUGCACGUCCUACUCCAUAUUCUAUUAAAGCUCUGAGGGUUUUUGGGACGUAAGGGCUAUCAUAAAAUGAAGAUUUGUGAAGGAUUGUGGGAGAUUAAGUAAGGCCCCAAUGUAUGUGGUGAAGAAGAAUGAGAGUCUGUGCUAUUUUUGGCUCACCCAAAUUUCAAAGAAAAUUUGCAGUGGAAAGAAGUCUAUCUGAUGGGAGUUUAGGGGUGGUUUUCUCUCAGCAGGGGCAUCCUAUAACUUUUGCAAACUAAUUUCUAUACCUGAGUAUGAGAAAUUCAUCUGCAUAUGAGAAGGAACUAAUCGCCAUUGUCUUUACAGCCAACAGUGGAGAUUAUACCUUCAAGGGCAGAAAUUCAUCACCGAAACUGACUAUUGACCCCUUAAAAACUUGCUUAAAUCAUGGGAUCUUUGCUUUGAAAUUGUAUACAGUGAAGGAAAUGAAGAUGGAUCUGCAGAUGCUCUUCUAGAAGUGAGCACCCACAAUAAGAGCUUGCACAUGCAGCCAUUAUGGCAAGUGCUGCAAACCUAGCUAAUUGAAGUUCAACUAUCAUGGGAAGAAGAUAACAGAGUGCUAUCUCUCAUAGCCCAGUUGCUGAAUGGUCCUCUCUAUCGUCCUCAGUAUCCAUGGGGUAAAUAUUUGCUUAAAAGGAAAGGAAAAUUAAUGGUGGGUGCAAAUCAGAAUUUGAGGAAGCAAUUAUUACAAGGAGAUGCAGCUGGUGAACAUUCAGGCAUGUAAAAGAGUCUCUGCCAUUCAUGGAGUCUCAGGGAUGUCAGGAUUGGAGUCUUGCUGGCGAUGAAAAAAUCAAGCCAGCGGAUGUUGGUCUUGAACAGGAGGCCCAAGUCGUUCGUAAUUGGUCUGCUCCAGUGCUUGAGCGUAAUGGUAGCCAUCAAACAUUGCCACCGAUCAAAUACUUGCAUUUGCAUGAAUGCGACAGCUUCUCUAUAGGAAUAUUUUGCAUGCCCCCCUCCUCUAUCAUUCCUCUCCAUAAUCAUCCUGGAAUGACAGUGUUGAGCAAGCUCUUGUAUGGAUCAUUAUAUGUUAAAUCGUAUGACUGGAUUGAUUUGCCUGGCUCUGGUGAUCCAUCUGAAGCUAAACCUGCAAAGCUUGUCAAAGAUACGGAGAUGACAGCACCGACCCCAACAACAAUUCUUUAUCCUACUAGUGGAGGAAACAUUCAUUGCUUCAGAGCCAUAACUCCUUGCGCAAUCUUUGAUAUAUUGACUCCUCCAUAUUCUUCAGAACAUGGAAGACAUUGCACCUAUUUCCGGAGAUCCCCCAGGAGAGAUCUUCCAGGCAGCGUUGAAUUGGAUGGAAUGACAGUUUCUGAAGUGACUUGGUUGGAAGAGUUUCAACCUCCGGAUGACUUUGUGAUCCGGAGAGGGCUGUACAGGGGUCCUGUUAUUAGAACGUGAAAGAUUACUUCGUUUUUAGCGCAUCCUACGCUCAAGAAUUUGACUUAUUAUUGUGGGGGGACAUUGAAAGGAAUUAUGAGGGUGAGUUAUCAAAAGCCAUUGAAAUACUUUUAUUCUUUGUUUAUAUCAGGCAUUUGGUUUGUACAUAACCAUGCCCAUAUAGAAUAGUCGCCAAGUUACCUUGGCACUUAUGUCUCACACUUGAUAAAUAUUUUUAUUUAACUACAGCUUAACAUUA
Messenger RNA from Neltuma alba, 2311 nucleotides. Its product is annotated as plant cysteine oxidase 4. The transcript is spliced from 5 exons. The coding region runs from base 1414 to 2073 and encodes 219 amino acids. The record is from RefSeq and is a predicted model, not a curated record. Gene Ontology annotation, molecular function: oxidoreductase activity, acting on single donors with incorporation of molecular oxygen, incorporation of two atoms of oxygen. NCBI's taxonomy places the organism in Eukaryota, Viridiplantae, Streptophyta, Magnoliopsida, Fabales, Fabaceae.